Messenger RNA from Camellia sinensis, 1773 nucleotides. NCBI's taxonomy places the organism in Eukaryota, Viridiplantae, Streptophyta, Magnoliopsida, Ericales, Theaceae. The record is from RefSeq and is a predicted model, not a curated record.
AUGUUGAUUGUGGGUGAACUGUCUGAAGCAGGAGACAAUAGUGAUGAAGAAACACUAGAAUUACCCAUCUUUGAAAUGGUCACGAUUAGCAGGGCAACUGACAAGUUUUGUGACACAAAUAAAAUUGGAGAAGGUGGUUUUGGGCCUAUUUACAAGGGUCUGCUAUCAACUGGAAAGGAGAUAGCUGUCAAACGGCUCUCAACUACCUCGAAACAAGGUCUUAAUGAAUUCAAAAGUGAAAUGACUUUGAUUGCCAAACUUCAAUACCGUAAUCUGGUUAUGCUUUUGGGAUGUUGCAUCCAUGGAGAAGAAAGAAUGUUAAUUUACGAGUACAUGCCCAAUGGAAGCUUGGAUUCUCUCAUUUUUGGUGUAGAAAACACAAGAAGUAAAUCACUUACAUGGAGGAGACGCUUAGAUAUUAUUGUUGGGAUUGCUCAGGGGGUUCUUUAUCUACAUCGAGAUUCAAGAUUGAGAAUUAUUCAUAGGGAUCUCAAAGCCAGCAAUGUCAUAUUGGAUUGUGGGAUGAAUCCUAAAAUUUCAGAUUUUGGCGUAGCUAGGACUUUUGGAGGAGAUCGAUCUUCCGCAACAACAAGAAGAGUGGUUGGAACUUAUGGUUACAUGUCACCGGAAUAUGUAAUUGAUGGCCUCUUUUCAAUAAAAUCCGAUGUCUUUAGCUUUGGAGUCAUGAUCUUAGAAAUAUUGAGUGGCAAAAGCAAUAGGCGAUUCCAUCAUCCAGACCAUAAUUUUUACCUUCUUGGGCAUGCAUGGACACUUUGGAUAGAAGGGAAGGCGUGUGAGCUAUUAGAUCCACUGGUGGAGGGUUUAUUUUCAAUGUCAGAAGUACUAAGGUGCAUACAGAUUGGUCUUUUAUGCGUGCAAAAAUGCCCCAAAGAUAGGCCAACUAUGUCAACUGUGCUCUUAAUGUUGAUUACUGAGACUAUAGUGCCGCCCCAACCCAACCAACUUGGCUUUUAUACAGAGAGGAAAUCUAGGCCUCCUCUUCCUAAGCCACCAAAGGGUUUCUGUCAGUCUUUCUUUCCUAGUAAAGACUUAAAGAAGUUACUGGAUCUGCCAGUUCACAAACGAAAGGCCCCUCUUCUACUUAAUUUCAUUCCUACCUACAAGUCAGCUCUUCCCGAUGUCCCCAAGAAGAAGAAGAAAAUCCUUUCUUCGCCAUCCGCUACAACUCCUCAAGUUGCCUUCUCAUCUCGGGCAGAUCAAGGAUUGACCUCUGAUCCAGCUGAGCAGCCGUCUACUUCGGCUUCAUAUCUGAUCUCGAUAUCCCAGCGCCGUCGACGACGCCGAACAGUUUUUACUGCUGAAAUGGGCCGCCAAAAAGCAGUUGCUAAGGAUUUUUUGGCCAAUAUUCCUGAUUCAGUUGAUGCCCAAUCAGCGCCAACCCAGCCAAAGCUGAAGACAAAAAGGAUCAAGAAGGCUCAGCCAGAGGCAAAGGUGACUCAAAUUGACACUGAAGAUACUUUGUCAAUCUCGAAAUUAGCUUCGAGUGAGAGAACUACAUCUGCUGCCGAGAAGAGGCCAGCCGAUGCCCAACCAUCUGAAUCCCCAAAAUCAAAGAAGCCGAGGUCAUCCGCUAUAACCAUAUCGGGGUCUCGAAAGCAGGAUUCCCACUGGGCUCCCCAAAUCACACUGGAGGAUAAGCCAGUUAGGGCUAGCGACAGCGCUGAUGACAUUAAUGUCGGCGUUGCCCUUAGUACUGCUCUGCUUCUUCCCGGCCAUCCAGCACGCUCAUUCCUUCUCAACAUAAUCCUUUGA